Messenger RNA from Emericellopsis cladophorae, 1617 nucleotides. RefSeq lists its product as uncharacterized. The record is from RefSeq and is a predicted model, not a curated record. Gene Ontology annotation, cellular component: nucleus. Lineage: Eukaryota; Fungi; Ascomycota; Sordariomycetes; Hypocreales; Bionectriaceae. Bases 1 to 1617 code for a protein of 538 amino acids. The transcript is spliced from 4 exons.
AUGGCCUCUGGGCUAGGAGUCGAUGCUUCUGCGGGUCGCGGUCGCCAGGGCUCCUUUGUGAGCGCCGGCCCUCGACCCAUCCACAAUAGCAACCAGGACAGAGAUAACCUCAACCGCCACCGCCGCGAGUCUCUCGCCGGGAGCCUCAUGGGAGGCGGCAUCAGCAGCUGGGGCGGAUUGUCAUUUGGCAGCUUCGUCCGCGAUGAUAUCACCAUGCAAGGCACAUCGCCCUUUGGCGGGGUGCACCAGUCCCCGUCCUUCCACUCCGGUAGCUACCUCCCCAAGUUGGAGGCGAGCUUUAUGAAGGAUUUCACCUGCUGCGGUCAGAAACUCGACGACCUGCAUGGGCUCCUUCAGCAUUACGAAGAAUCGCAUACCGAUGCCAACCCUGACGGCGGCUGGAGGAACAAUAACUUUGCUGCCUUCACGCCCAAUACGGGACUUCCGGGCAAUAACAACCUCGCAUCGAAUCCGCCAACGCCUGGCCAGACCACAGCUCGUCCAUCGCCGACGCAGGUCGGUGCGCACAUGCCUGGUGGGAAUCUGCCGCUCAUGGGGGCGGUGCAGCAGAAUGACGACUUCAACAACGCGCAGUUCGGAGGGCUAAGCACCAACCCAGAUCUGGACGCCGUGGCCGACAUGGAAAUGGACGAUGCGGUUGGUACAAUGGAGUUUGAUCAAGGGAACCAGCAGCGCAUGCACCAGACCCGACAUAUGUUCGGCCAGCAGCAACGGCCCCAGCUCAACAUGGACACAUCGGGUAUCACCCAAGGCCUUCGCACACCUCAACCCACAACCCCGGCAGCAUCCAAUUUUGGCUUUCAGCACAACCCUACCGUGUCAUCUGUCAACACCCCAACUCUCUCAACGCACCAGUCACAGCAGCAACAGUCCAUGGACAUGGACAGCAUGGACGAGGACCUUCCAGGUAUGCCCAUGGGAGGCAGCAACGUCGCCAUUGCCAAUGGCAACUUUGGCAAUGCCAAUGGGAACACGGGCAAUCACUCGAAUGCCAAUGGGAGCGGUACGAACGGUAACAGCGCCGACCCGAAUCUCUGCAUCAACGAUCCGGGCAGACAUCUCUUCAGCCCCAAUGGUACUUUCCCACAAGGAGGCAAUCGUGCGAUUCAGCAGCAGCUCGCACAGCUGGGCAUUCACCAAGGCCAGCAGAUGAACGACCCGCAGGCGAACCAACUCCUCAUCCAGCGCCUACAAAGCAUGAUGAUGAAUGAGGAACACAAGCCGUUCAAAUGCCCUGUAAUUGGCUGCGAGAAAGCAUACAAGAAUCAGAAUGGCUUAAAAUACCACAAGUCCCACGGCCACCAGACCCAACAGCUACAUGAGAACGGAGACGGGACGUUCUCAAUCGUCAACCCAGAAACUAGUGCUCCUUACCCGGGCACUCAGGGCAUGGAGAAGGAGAAGCCCUUCCACUGCGAGACUUGCGGCAAGCGCUACAAGAACUUGAACGGCCUCAAAUAUCACAAAUCGCAUUCGUUGCCCUGCAAUCCUGAUUUCAAGCUGCAGGCUGAGGCUGCCGGGAUCAAGCUCCCACAAAUGGGCCUCAAUGGUGUUGGCAUGGUCUCUAACGAGUCGACACCGCAACCACAGGCAUAG